Molecule: messenger RNA, 7778 nt
Organism: Cervus elaphus (red deer)
Lineage: Eukaryota; Metazoa; Chordata; Mammalia; Artiodactyla; Cervidae
Gene: ATP7B
Product: ATPase copper transporting beta
Exons: 22
Coding region: 432-4769 (1445 amino acids)
Biological process (GO): copper ion homeostasis; monoatomic cation transport
Cellular component (GO): membrane
Molecular function (GO): P-type divalent copper transporter activity; copper ion binding; ATP hydrolysis activity
Source: RefSeq, a predicted model, not a curated record
CGCCCUCGGCCCCCUCCCCCACCGAAGCCCCCGCUCCGGCGCCCCUGCCCCUAUUCUAGAGCCCCGCCGCCGGUCAGAAACCAAUGGGAGGCUCUUGCGCGUCUGGGAUCGAUUUUCCAGGUGCGGAGUUCACAGCCGCAGCAGCUGCAGCGUUUCGGAUCCGCGGCGCCCUGGAGUCAGGCGCGGAGCCCCAGAGGGAGCUGCGCGGAACGGACCCAACGGUGACCCCCGCCACGCCGCACCUUCCUGGCCGGCAGUGGGCGAGCCUGGGGAUCUGCAUCUCCGGCCCGGGUCUACGCGGCUCGACCUCGCUCCUUUUCUCCCUUGGCACACGCCCAAGGCUGAAGACAGACCGAGGCCAGAGCGCACCGGUCCAGGAGGUGACCUUGGGCUCCGAGCUGAAUCACAGAAGAAAUUAGUUCCUCCGCGAGAUGAAGCCAGAGGAGGAGAGACCGAUUACAGAUCGCGAAAAGGCCAGUCGGAGAAUCCUGUCUAAGCUUUCCCAGCCAGCGAUGAAGCAGAGCUUUGCCUUCGACAACAAUGGCUAUGAGGAUGACCUGGAUGGUGUGCCCCACUCCCAGACGGCCACCGGCACCAUCAGCAUCGUGGGCAUGACCUGCCAGUCGUGUGUCAAGUCCAUCGAGGGCAGGGUCUCCAGUUUGAAAGGCGUUGUGAGCAUUAAGGCUUCCCUGGAGCAGGGCAGCGCUGAGGUGAGGUACGUGCCCUCGGUGGUAAGCCUGAUGCAGAUUUGCCGUCAGAUUGAAGACAUGGGCUUCCAGGCCAGCAUGGCUGAGGGAAAGGCCACCUCCUGGCCCUCCAGGGUCUCGCCUGCCUCUGAGGCUGUGGUCAAGCUUCGGGUGGAGGGCAUGACCUGCCAGUCCUGUGUCAGCUCCAUAGAAGGCAAGAUUGGGAAACUGCAGGGCGUCGUGAGGGUCCGCGUCUCGCUCAGCAACCAGGAGGCAGUCAUCACUUACCAGCCUUACCUUAUCCAACCCCAAGACCUCAGGGACCACAUAACCGACAUGGGGUUUGAAGCCGUCAUCAAGAACAAGGUGGCCCCCGUGAGCCUGGGACCCAUAGAUGUCAGGCGGCUCCAGAGCACCCUCCCAGCAGCCCCUCUGGCUCCCGUUAAUCAGAAUGACAAUAACUCUGAGACCCCAGGGGGCCAGGGGGUCCUCCUGCAGCUGAGAGUGGAUGGAAUGCACUGUAAAUCUUGUGUCCUGAACAUCGAGGACAAUAUUGGCCGGCUCCCUGGGGUUCAGAGUAUUCAUGUGUCCCUGGAGAGCAGCACUGCCCGAGUCCAGUACGACCCUUCUCUCGUCUCCCCAGAGGCCCUGCGGAGGGCCAUCGAGGCCCUGCCUCCUGGGAACUUUAAAGUCUCUCUUCCCAAUGGGGUGGAAGGGAGUGGGUCAGACCCCAGGAGCCCCCCGGCACCCAGCACCCCCUGUACUGUGAUGCUGGCCAUCGCCGGCAUGACCUGCAAGUCCUGCGUCCAGUCCAUCGAAGGCCUGAUCUCCCAGAGGGCGGGCGUGCACCAGAUCUCAGUCUUUUUGGCCGAAGGGACUGCAGUGGUUCUCUACGAUCCAUCUCGAACUCACCCAGAAGAACUGCGAGCCGCAGUGGAGGACAUGGGAUUCGAGGCCUCCAUCCUGGCUGAAAACUGUUCCAGCAACCUCGUUGGGAACCACAGCGCUGGGAGUGCCGUGGGGCACGUGGCGGCUGGCGCACCUAUGCCCGUGCAGGGGGGGGCUCCCCAGCCAGGGGGGCUCCAUACUAACCACGUCCCCCGCCAGUCGCCCAGGUCCCUGCCGGCCUCCACCACGGCAGCCCCAAAGAAGUGCUUCCUGCAGAUCUCAGGCAUGACCUGUGCAUCCUGUGUGUCCAACAUAGAGAGGAGCCUGCAGAAGGAACCUGGGAUCCUGUCCGUGCUGGUUGCCCUGAUGGCGGGAAAGGCAGAGGUGAAGUACAACCCAGAAGUCAUCCAGCCCCUGGAGAUAGCAAAGCUUGUCCAGGACCUGGGCUUUGAGGCAGCAGUGAUGGAAGACUACACGGGCUCGUAUGGCGACCUCGAGCUGAUGAUCACGGGGAUGACCUGUGCCUCCUGUGUUCACAACAUAGAGUCCAAACUCAGGAAGACAGACGGCAUCACCUACGCCUCUGUGGCUCUCGCCACCAGCAAGGCCCACGUGAAGUUUGAUCCUGAAAUUAUUGGUCCGAGGGAUAUUGUCAAACUUAUCGAGGAAAUUGGCUUUCGUGCCUCCCCGGCCCAGAGGAUCCCCAACGCUCAUCACUUGGACCACAAGGUGGAAAUAAAGCAGUGGAAGAACUCUUUCCUGUGCAGCCUGGUGUUUGGCAUCCCCGUUAUGGGUUUAAUGAUCUAUAUGUUGAUACCCAGCCAUGAAUCCCAGUCCUCGUUCCUGGACCACAACGUCAUCCCAGGACUGUCCAUCCUGAAUCUCAUCUUCUUUAUCUUGUGCACCUUUGUCCAGUUCCUCGGCGGCUGGUACUUCUACGUCCAGGCCUACAAAUCUCUGAGACACGGGGUGGCCAACAUGGACGUGCUCAUCGUGCUGGCCACGAGCAUCGCCUACGUCUACUCCCUCAUCAUCCUGGUGGUGGCCGUGGCCGAGAAGGCCGAGAGGAGCCCCGUGACCUUCUUUGACACGCCCCCCAUGCUCUUCGUCUUCAUUGCCCUGGGGCGGUGGCUGGAACACGUGGUGAAGAGCAAAACCUCAGAAGCGCUUGCCAAACUCAUGUCUCUGCAAGCCACGGAAGCCACCGUCGUGACCCUUGGUGAAGACAACAUGGUCAUCAGGGAGGAGCAGGUGCCCAUGGAGCUGGUGCAACGAGGUGACAUCAUCAAGGUGGUCCCCGGGGGCAAGUUUCCCGUGGACGGGAAAGUCCUAGAAGGCAACACCAUGGCUGACGAGUCCCUCAUCACAGGAGAGGCCAUGCCCGUCACCAAGAAGCCUGGAAGCAUGGUAAUCGCCGGGUCCAUGAACGCCCAUGGCUCUGUGCUCAUCACCGCCACCCACGUGGGCAAUGACACCACCUUGGCCCAGAUUGUGAAGCUAGUGGAAGAGGCCCAGAUGUCCAAGGCACCCAUUCAGCAACUGGCUGACCGGUUUAGUGGAUAUUUUGUCCCAUUUAUCAUCAUCAUUUCAACUGUGACGUUGGUGGUAUGGAUUGUAAUCGGUUUUAUCGAUUUUGGUGUUGUUCAGAAAUACUUUCCUGCCCCCAGCAAGGGGAUCUCCCAGGCAGAGGUGGUCCUGCGGUUCGCCUUCCAGACGUCCAUCACGGUGCUCUGCAUCGCCUGCCCCUGCUCUCUGGGCCUGGCCACGCCCACGGCCGUCAUGGUGGGCACCGGCGUGGCUGCCCAGAACGGCAUCCUCAUCAAGGGAGGCAAGCCCCUGGAGAUGGCCCACAAGAUAAAGACCGUGAUGUUCGACAAAACCGGCACGAUUACCCACGGGGUCCCCAAAGUCUCGCGGGUCCUCCUGCUCGUGGACGUGGCCACACUGCCCCUGCGGAAGGUGCUCGCUGUGGUGGGGACCGCGGAGGCCAGCAGCGAGCACCCCCUGGGCCUGGCGGUCACCAGAUACUGUAAAGAGGAACUCGGCACGGAGACACUGGGGUGCUGCACGGACUUCCAGGCGGUGCCCGGCUGUGGAAUCAGCUGCAAAGUCAGCAGCGUGGAGAGCAUCCUCGCCCAGGGCGAGCGCCCGCAGGGCCCACCGACCGCUCACCUGAACAGAGUCGGCAGUGACCCCGCAGAAACAGCAGACGCGGCCACGCAGACCUUCUCGGUGCUGAUCGGAAACCGGGAAUGGAUGAGGCGCAACGGCCUGACCGUCACCAGCGACGUCCGCGACGCCAUGACCGACCACGAGACAAAGGGCCAGACGGCCAUCCUGGUGGCCAUCGACGGCGUGCUGUGCGGCAUGAUCGCCAUCGCGGACUCGGUCAAGCAGGAGGCCGCCCUGGCCGUGCACACGCUGAAGAGCAUGGGCGUGGACGUGGUGCUCAUCACCGGGGACAACCGCAAGACAGCCAGGGCCAUCGCCACCCAGGUUGGCAUCAACAAAGUCUUUGCGGAGGUGCUGCCUUCUCACAAGGUGGCCAAGGUCCAGGAGCUGCAGAACGAGGGGAAGAGGGUGGCCAUGGUGGGCGAUGGCGUGAACGACUCCCCGGCCCUGGCGCAGGCCGACGUGGGCAUUGCCAUUGGCACGGGCACCGACGUGGCCAUUGAGGCGGCCGACGUCGUCCUCAUCAGGAAUGACCUGCUCGACGUGGUGGCCAGCAUUCACCUCUCCAGGAGGACCGUUUGGAGAAUACGACUCAACCUGGUGCUGGCGCUGAUCUACAACCUGAUCGGGAUCCCCGUUGCGGCAGGUGUCUUCAUACCCAUUGGCGUCGUGCUGCAGCCGUGGAUGGGCUCAGCAGCCAUGGCGGCCUCCUCCGUGUCCGUGGUCCUGUCGUCGCUGCAGCUCAAGUGCUACAGGAAGCCGGACCUGGCGCGGUACGAGGCGCAGGCGCACGGCCGCAUGAAGCCCCUGAGCGCGUCCCAGGUCAGCGUGCACAUCGGCAUGGACGACCGCCGGCGCGACUCCCCGCGGGCCUCGCCCUGGGACCAGGUCAGCUACAUCAGCCAGGUGUCUCUGUCCUCCCUCAAGUCCGACAAGCUGUCCCGGCACAGCGGCGCGGCCGACGACAGGGGCGACAAGUGGUCUCUGCUCCUGAAUGACCGGGACGAGGAGCAGGGCAUCUGAAAGCUGCCGGCGGGCCCGCCCCCAUGGCUGAGACUCCGAGCCAGCAGCGGCAGCAGCAGGCGGCGGAGCCCCUCCAGGCCUGGGCGAAUUUCUGGAUCACCCCUUCCCUGAGCCCGUGGAGCACGAUUCCCCGGGUGCGCCCAGCUCGGGGGGAGGUGUGCUCGCUCACGCCCGUGGGCUCAUCAGACACCUUGCUGUGGCCUCGAGAAGAGGAGGGACAAGCCCUCUUCGCAUCCCCUGUUUUAGCAUUUGUGACACGACCAGUCUCAUCCGGUCCAACAUCUUGGCUGGGCCCGUCCACAGAGCUCAUAAAACCUUCGGGGCCUGGCUGUUUCUGACGGCGCCCGCAUGCAUCGCGUACCUGAGACCACCGUGUACCUCAAGUGCCCGCUUGUUUUCUGCUGGCGCCUUCUCUUCCUCCUCUGCCCUUGAUGGUGGGGGUGUGAGAACCCAUCAUCUGAGGGCAGGGCUGACAUUCUCAGUCCCCUCUGCUGCUCUCCAAGGGACUCCUGGGCUCCUGCCUGAACCCCUCACCCACACGACCACCAGAGAGCCUGCCACGCUUCUCCUCGGUGACCAGAGGUCUUGGUUGCCCAUGAGCCGCUUCUCCCUAGAGUCCUGGCUUCUCUCUCACAAUCCACUGCAGUUGCUGACUGUCACUGCCCAGCUGGGCUGAGGGUCUGAGAGCCUGAGGCUUGGGAAAUUCGGCUUUCUGUGGGGUCCCCGGGGAGGCACGUGGUUCAAGAUCCUGCUUGCCCGGUUUCAGGGGCUUCGGUUGCAUGGCCUGCGGUACGACAGUCACCUCACAGGGUCUGGCGUGGGGUUCAGGUCUGUGCUCCCCAGAGCCGUGCAGCCCUGAGGCAAUGAGACCCGAGUAAGAGGAUACCCCAGCCCUCCACACGCUUCGACUCCUGCACAUGGUGCCUUAGGAAGGGGUGUCCACCAUUCCCAAGGGAACUUCUGUGUCUAACUUUUGGGUGCCUUUAUGGUUGCGCGAUAAUCAGAGGGACAGCAGUGGGCCCAUGGCAGACUCCGAGCUUGGUGGUGAUUGGCAGAGCCUGUGGGAGUCUGCUCACACUAGCCAAGUCUUAGACUAAGUGACUAGAGCCUGUUCUCAGUUUCAAGGGGGAAGCCCUUAUCACACACACUUUAGUUAUUUAUUGUCAGUUAUUUUUCAGGGGGUUAUAAGCACUUUUUAUCGCUUACCUCUAAUCCUCCCAACAAACUAGCAAAGUAGAUACAAUGUUGUCCACAUUUUGCAGGUGGGAAACAGGCUCAGAGAGGCUAGGAAUCCCACCCAGGAUUACACAGGCAGUGUGCAUGCCAGAGCAGGGGUCUGAAUUCAUGUCGCCGGGCCCUGAAGUCUUUUCUCUAAUUUGACUCUACCGUCAAUAUUUUGUUUGAUAAGAAGCAACAAGAAAAAGGCCCUUGUUCCUGGAAGAACAAAGCUGCCAGGUGACAGUAUUCACUGAACUGGCUUGAAAUUUGACCAUGAGGUCAUGUCACGUUGCCUUUGGAUAGCUCUUUUCCAUUUGUGUAAUUGAGUCUGUGCUGCGUCUUAUCCUCUAAAAUCCAUGUGCGGGUGGUGGUGUGGUUUUAUGUUUCUAGUCUUCCUUCCCCAGCCCCUUCCUACUUGUUCCCUGUUGUGUCCUUUCUCUGUUCCCAGCUGCUGCUUGGGGAAUGUUUCCUAUUUCCCCCCAAGGAGGCUAAUCAUUACCUAAAGAAUCCAAUUGUAUCAACUUUUCAAAAAGCUUUUAGGACCAUAAAUGUUAUGUUUAUAGGGAUGUGGAGAUAUUUAUAUAAUUGUACAGAAGAUAACCUUUUAGAUGUUCAAAAGUGUCAGGAAUGUUUUUUUGUUGUUCGUUUUUUGGUCAGAAAGGAAUUCCUAUUUCAAAAACAUUCCAUGCUAUAUUUAGAAGAAAAUUUCAUUUUUUUUUAUUCAUCUAUAAACCUGCCUAUGCCUGGCUCUGUGUGAGAGGGAAGUGUGUGUGGGCUGGUGCGGCACCAUCUUUGGGGAGAACUGAGGUGCUGGCUUUGCUUGCUGCCUUUUCGGGGGCAGAGAUGGGUGGGGGGUGGCCAGAGCCCCCUGUUGGGCUGUCCCAGCACUGUGUAAGCCCCCCGCCUCAGUGCCUGCCUCAAUGGUCUUUGGGGAGAACUCAGGAAAGCACCCCCUCAGGGUGUCAGUCCCACAGGUUCAGGCAUGGACUACAUGACCCCAUCAGAUGAGGGUGAUUGUCUACAAAAAGCUAUUCUCUGAUGCACACAUCUUCAUCACAGGGUGAUGUUUUGGGAUCCUUGGCCCUGAAGGAAUGAGGUAGGAGGAGGGGUAGAAAAGUCUGGAACAAAGCGCUCUGCUGGGAAGGCUCUGGAGAGAUCCUGCGGUGGGUGGGGGUGUCCUGAGUGAGCCAUACCUAGGGGUGAGGCCACAGUGUCAUUCAUCAUCCAAACCAGGACACUUUCAAGAGUGAAAGGAGGUGCUAUGAAUAAUUACACCAGGGAAACUGGCCUACACUGGGACUACCCAGGCAAACUGGGGUGUGUGGUCACCUGCCUUAAAGGGGAAAUAGACAUUGUGCAGUCGUCACCGACACACCCAAUGGUAGCUUCACACACACCAGUUGUAGGUUUCAUGGGCAUGCUGGUGACUUAAUCCUUCAUCAGAUGGGGAGAACUCCCCUCUGUCGCAUCCUAGUACCAGCCGUUCUCUGUAGAGUCAUCGAGGUGAUGGUCUUGGGGCUCAGUGUGACGCAUAGCCGGAGAGUCACGCACAGACUGUGCUGAGUGCCCUCCCGCGCCCUUAGGACUUCACACCAGGUGUGCCGGGCCCCUCUUCUGGAUGCCCCAGCUGUGGGGAUUUCAUGUCAUAUGCACAUCCCAUUGUGGAAAGGGAAGGUUGAUACCACCUGAAUAGGGGAGUCCAUUUCUUUAGAAAACAGAUUGUCUUCUAAAACUUGAGCAAAUGUGCCUGAUAGAAUUCCACAUGCACCAGAAUAAAUCAUAACAUCUGUC